ACUCCGCAACCAAUAACUAACUAGUUUUAAAUAUUUUCCCAAUAUGUUAACGUAAAACCUGAAUGAUAAAUUACCUAACAAGAAACGAUGAUAAAGCAGACCGUAAAAUGUUUCCAAAAAAUGACCCACUCAAAAAAGUAACUCUAGAAAUCUAGAAAUACCAACCCAUUUCAUUUUUCAACCAAAAUUUUACGUAAAUUAUUCUACAAUCAGUGAAAAUGACAGAUCGAGUAGUGGUUUCUGUAAAGGAAGGAAAAGUUCGCGGUAUCAAAAGGACUUCCGAAUACUCAGGAGCGGUAUAUUAUUCGUUUUUUGGAGUACCAUAUGGGCAGCCACCUAUCGGUUCAUUGCGAUUCAAAGAUCCCGUGAAAGCGAAACCUUGGAAAGACAUUUACGAUGCUACAGUUGAAAAACCAGGCUGUGCACAGUUUUCACUUAAACUAUGCCGAUUUGCUGGAACAGAAGAUUGCUUAUUCAAUAACAUACACACCCCUGAAUUGCCAACAAAAUCCACCCAUUUGAGACCUGUAAUCGCUAUUAUUCAUCCUGGGGGAUACCUUCACGGUUCACCUAACGAAGAUGAAUUUGGAACUACCAACUAUUUUAUGCAUCGUGACAUUGUAUAUGUUGGUAUUGCUCAUCGAUUGCAUAUUUUAGGUUUCCUGAAUUUAGGAAUAAAAGAAUGUUCUGGAAAUCAAAGUAUUAAAGAUAUAAUACUGUCGCUGAAAUGGAUGAAAGAAAAUAUUAGCUCUUUUGGAGGAGAUCCACACAACAUUACUUUAAUGGGAAGUAGCAGUGGUGCGACAACCAUUCAUGUUCUGAUGUUAUCAGAAGUAGCAAAAGGACUUUUUCACAAGGUUGGCAUCAUGGCAGGAAAUAUAUUCGAUCCAACUGCACCCUUUCAAAGUACAAAUGAAGAUGUCGCUUUCAAGCUAGCAUGCUCUGUAGGCUACCAAGGAAAUCCGGAAGAUAAGAAAAAAUUAUUAUCAUUCUACAAGAAAAUGAAUCCAGUGCAAUUAAUUACUGUACAAAGACGGUUUCUGGUAAACGAAUUUCGCCAGGAUGUUGGCCAAAUACUUCCAAGCGGAAUGUUUCUACCAACCGUCGACCAAGGAGAAAACGCAGUACUGCCUGAAUUUCCGAGAAACUUGAUCCCUUCCACGCACCGAAUUCCAAUUCUGAUAGGGUACGGUGAGAGGGAAGCUGCGCUAGGGUUUGCUAAGGGACCUGUCAUAGAAAGCACAAAAAAAAAUUUCAAAACGACAAUUCGUCAAAACGCUUGGGGUUGGGGACGUGAUUUGACUGAUGAUGACUUAGAAAAGAUACACAAAAAAAUCGAAUCUUUUUAUUUUGAUGGAAAAACGAUCAAACAAGCGUCAUUAUUAAAAAUGAUUGAUGUUCAAACUGGUGCCAUGAUAUCGGACGUUUACGAUACUUUGAUUAACGUGGUUAGCCCCGAGGCGCCUGUUUAUGCUUAUAAAUUUCAAUUCGAAGGCGAAAUCUUGACCAUAAAAAACGGUUUAAUGAAUUUAUUCGACGAACGAUUACCAGGUACUUUUCAUGGCGACGAUGGCUGCUACUGGAAUUGUUUGAGCGAACCCUCGAGUGGUAGAACCAAAGAAAUGGUAGAUACGUUCACUAAAAUUUUAACAACGUUCGCCAGAAAUGGCGAUCCUAAUUUUGAAGAAUUGCCGGUUCAUUGGAGGCCUACAAAACCGGAUUCGCAUUGUUAUUUGAACAUAAAUAAUAAAAUAGAAAUGAUCGACAGUCGUUUGCAUGAAGAAAAAUUGGAGUUUUGGGAUAAAAUCAAGAAGGAAUUCGGAAAAUAAGACGAUUCAGGAGCUUCUGAAAACCGAUAGUCACAGCGAUGUCGAAUUAGUUCAUAAAAAUCUCUUCGUCCGGCGAAACUAUUCAAAAUGGGAAUUAUUUUCCAUGUCAUCGUGAAUAAAUUCUUCAAGUUUCAAAUCAUUAAGAAAUCACCGUUUCCUCGAUUGAAAACCUACUACAUUUUUCGUUGGGAGAACCCCACGCAAUUGCACCAUCACCGAAACUUAAAAUGGGGCCAGAGUAAGUUCAAGCUUGCCCCACACUCCUCUUCAAAAAAAAAUCUGGCUGUAAUUCGUACCUAGUUUGUGAAUUCGUAAUUUUAUUUUGAUCAAUUGAGAUUCAUUAAAAAAAAAUAUGAUAAAAAUUAAUCUUUUUUUGAAAAAAUAAGUAAGUACCUAAAUGAAUUUUUGAACAGAAUAAUGUACAUACAAUUUGUUCAACGCAAUUCUAAAUUGCAACCAUACGGGUAAGAGCGAGGUAAAUAUUUACAUAUAGGUUUAAUAUAGGUAGGUAUAUUUUUCCUUGUACAUAGGUAAACACAUAUCUUAUCAAACCACGGUCUACUUUUUAAAAAAUAAUUUAGCUCAUGAAAGCCAUUUUCGGCUGAAAACAAGUUGAAGUAGGUAUUGAUUCAAAAUAUGUACAAUCAAUAUUUGAAAACGAUUAGUAAUAAAUCACCUUGAAAUUUAGCACAGGAGGGUCGUAAAAUCGUAAAAACCAAAAAAAUGAAAAAUAUAGAUUUUUUUGUUGAAAUGAUGACUAAGGACGAGUAGAUAUCAUUAGGUACCUACUAAAAUAAACAAUAAAAAGUGUUCAAAAAAAUUUCCAAUGAGCAAUGUUUACAUGAUUGUCUGACAAUAGUUCAUACAUAAAGAGCAACAAAUUUUCAUCAUGAAACAGAAACAGAACGAUGAAACAAGAAGUAAGGCCUUAUUGAAAAUUCUAAAACUUGAAAUAUAAGUGAAUCGGUCAGUACGGAAAGGGGAUAAGUCCAUUUUUGCGUUUUUCAGGAAUAACAAAAAACUGAUUCAUUCAAAAAUCAAAAAAUUUUAGUAAACAUGCUUAAGGUCAUUGAAAGAUGACCCCAAGACACAACUUUUAGCGCAGUUUCCAAAAAAAAAUAUUCACGUGCGCCGGUGCUGUUGCUGCCUAAACAAAUGGGACUUAGACCCUUUCUGCACUCAAUCGACAAAAUUUCUUUUGAAAUUUCUCGGGCACGAAUGGGGCUUGAUUCUACAUCUAAGUACAUCAUUUAGACUGCUAUCUCGUUUAAAUUGACCAAAAACCCCUUGAGUUCUAAGACUUUUUGCCGAAGUUGUUAAUUUUUUCAUCAUUUUUCAGUUCAGAGAUUAA
This is a messenger RNA of Planococcus citri (citrus mealybug), 3180 nucleotides long. Its product is annotated as esterase E4-like. NCBI's taxonomy places the organism in Eukaryota, Metazoa, Arthropoda, Insecta, Hemiptera, Pseudococcidae. Gene Ontology annotation, molecular function: serine hydrolase activity. The coding region runs from base 219 to 1829 and encodes 536 amino acids. The transcript is spliced from 10 exons. The record is from RefSeq and is a predicted model, not a curated record.